Molecule: messenger RNA, 8646 nt
Organism: Oryctolagus cuniculus (rabbit)
Lineage: Eukaryota; Metazoa; Chordata; Mammalia; Lagomorpha; Leporidae
Source: RefSeq, a predicted model, not a curated record
GUGUUGUUUCGGCCGAGGAGCCUUCGCCGCCAUUUCAAGACCGUGAGAGGUAGACGGCCAACCAGAGUUCCUAAGGUUCCAAGUCCGUAACUGCCGCCACCACUUAAGCCUUCCAAAAUUCUGGUACGGCUGCUGCCCUCUUACUACUACCUCCAGAACCAUUCUUGCCCGUAGUGGCGGCAGUGAGAGUCAGUUACCCCCUUUUUGCUCUCGCUCAAGAAGCUCCAGAUGGCGUCUUCCGUGGGCAACGUGGCCGACAGCACAGAUCUGCUCACUUUAGCACUCUGGCAAUUAAACAGAACCCUCUGCUAGCAGAAGCCUAUUCGAAUUUGGGGAACGUGUACAAGGAAAGAGGGCAAUUGCAGGAGGCAAUUGAACAUUAUCGACAUGCCUUGCGUCUCAAACCUGAUUUCAUCGAUGGUUAUAUUAACCUGGCAGCUGCAUUAGUAGCAGCAGGCGACAUGGAAGGGGCAGUACAAGCUUACGUCUCUGCUCUUCAGUACAAUCCUAUGCAGAUGUGCUGUGGGGAGUGAGUCCCAGUUGGCAGACAUUAAGUUCAUACUGUGUUAGGGUCUCUGAAAGAUACAAAAAUGUAAGACUUGUCCUCAGAAAUUUGAUGUAGAGAAGGAUUUGUACUGUGUUCGCAGUGACCUGGGGAACCUGCUCAAAGCCCUGGGUCGCUUGGAAGAAGCCAAGGUAGGUGUUUGAUAAAACACACUUACACAUCAGUGUUAAGGAAACUUGUCCUUUUUGCCAAGUCUUCAACUCUUCAUUGAGCUAUCUUCACAAAACAGUCCUAUGAAACUGAGGAAAACUGACGGCAUGACUCGCCUCAGACUAGAGCAGGGCCAGCCUUUGGCGUAUCUGUUCUAAAUCUGGGGAUAAAGCAAGACCCUGAACAUUGUGGAGCCUUUCUGCUGAGCUAGAUCAACUUUAUAACAAUGGGCUCCGUCAUGAUCUUAUGUGGGAAUAAAUAACAUUCCUUCAAAUCUGAGGCUUGCCUGCUGGUGACAAGCAGAGCGCCUGUGGUUUGGCUCAAGACUCCUAUAUGAUGCAGGUGCCAUUGAAAAUGCUGCUCUUCUAAGUCCUUUGUGGCUUGUAAGUGGAGAAGAAUUUCAUCCAAAUGUUACCCUGUAAUACUGGCAUUUAAAAUUCUUAUUUAACCUUCCUCCCUUCAUCUUCCUCACCCUUUUUACAGUGGAAGAAAGGCUGUUAAAAUGAUUGUAAAUUGAUAAUUGGAAAAUCCUGCCCCUUGUCCUCAUUCCCUCCCCCCAAGUUCCUUUUUCCUCUUCCAAUUCUAGUUGUCUACCUUCUUUUCUCCCUUACUUCCUUCUUUAUUCCUCCCCACCCCACCUCCUGAAAACAAAAAGUCAGAAGGACAAAGCUGGUUUGUUUGGGAAAUGGACUGAUCGAAAGAAAACUUGCCAAAGUGGAAAGGUGGCUUUUAGCAUUCUGUGUUUCCAAAUAAUGAAUUUGAACACCAGGUUGGGUUAAUUAAAGCUUUUGGUAUCAUUUAAAAUUAAAUUUAUAAAUGCAGUUGUCUUGUUACAAGCCACCUUACGCAACCGCGCUGCAGGGGUGAGGAGUGGGGAGAAACCAGAAUGCUUCUGAAACUCCCACCUGUUGCUCUGAGCCCCACGCGCAUGCUAAUGCGUGGAGUGUAUGCGCAGCGUAGCUGUCUGUUUGACUGCUUCAUCCAGGGAGGGAGAAGGCUUUUCAGCACCAGCUAAUGCUAAAAGGCACUAGUUUUCAGUGCAUAGCUCUCAUAAAUUCUGCUGACACUUUGGAUUAACCUUAUGUAGGUUUCCAGCUACUGAAUUGUAAUUGAUUUCAAUCUUAGCUGAUGAAUCUAAUUGGUAAUUUAGAGAACAAAUAUUUGAUAAGCUCCUAUUAAUUGUCACCCCACCAAGCGGACAGCUAACAUGAAUUGCACUUCACUGCAGCUUUAGAGAUCGGUUUAGGCUGAGACAUUGCGCCUGCCUUAGGUUGCUGACUUCUUUAUUUCAGAGCUCUGGAGACACCUAGUUUGAAAAAUGUUAUUCUGUUUUUUUGUGAGAACUUAGUAAACAAGAAAAUACUCUUGAGUGAAAUGCAAUGUAUUUCUUUUGUAAUCAGUGCAUUUGAAAAUUCAAGCCAGCAUAUUCCUAGUAGUUGGAAGCAAAAUUAAGUUGUCUUUGUAGAAAACGAAGAGCCUUUCUUCCAGCAAAAAUCCCUGCUGUAUGCAAUAGCCCUGAUUAACCCUCUCCCUUCUGCAUGUUUCCCAUGUUACAGACUUGAGACUGUCCUCAUUCCCAUAUGUAAUAGACAUCCAAAGAAUUUCAAUUGCUUUGUUGAACUUUUACUAAUGAUCUUGUUUUUAUUUUCUCUCUUGUUUUUGGUUUUUCACCAUUGAUAUUGUAUUUAGAAGGUUUCAGGUGGGUGAAACCUCCUAUUCCAUGCGUAAGGUGCCUCGCUGAAGGGAGCUCGAGGCCUGGAUCUAGGGCAGACACACAACCUCCUCCUCCUCUUCCAGCAAGGAACGCACCGAAAAGUCACAUGAUGAGAAAUAUGGUAACGGGUUUGUAACUGCCACAGCAAAACAAUUUGCCUCCAUGCCUGAAUCUUCUGUCUUGUGGCUUCAGAAACAGCUUAAAAUGAUUUUAUUUACAAGCAAGUUAUGUAAGAGAAUGUUUUAUACUAUAGCCACAAUUCUGUCAAAAAUAAGUAAAAGUUAAUUAAGAUAUUAAAAUUAUUAGAGAUAAUUUACUAGUAAAAGCUUCUAACUCUUCUUGUUGUUCAUUUUUUUUUCCUUUUUUCUUCUUUGUUUGGAUUGCAGCAUUCUGCUCUUCUGAUGAUGCGCUGUGACCCUGCAGUAGCGCAAAGGCUGCGCAGCGUUAAUGCGCAUUGCGUGCGAAUGAGCCCCUGUGAACGGUUGACUAGAUGAGUAAUCUGAUUGACUGGCUCCCUGAGUCCUAUUCUGUAGCCGUUUUGGAUAAAAUUGGGUUUUAACAUACCUCGAGUCCAACUAAUCUCAUUAAACAAAUAUUCUCUGUGGGCCUGUCUAGUAGAUUAAUGGAUCUGGUUGGCCGUUUGCUGCGUCUAGGGGUGUUCUAUGUAGCGCAGCAGUUCGCAGCGAUUGCGCAGUGCGAUGCUGUUAGGUUGCGCAAGCGAUGUUUGCGCUCGCAUUACAGGGACCUCAACCUAGGUGCAGUCCUGUCAUGUGAGGUUUCAGCUUCAGUCCUCCUUGGCAGACAGGGCAUCGUGACGACGUAACUGACAAGCCUGCCUUUAGGAUACCCCACUCGGCAGAAAAACGGUUUUCUCCUCAGUAGCACAGUUCUGAUGUUAGUGAGGAACAUUUUGCUGAGAGCAGCAUUUCCCAAAAUGUGUUUCAUAGUAUUUUAAGAAACGCUCGAUGAAAGAAGAGUUCCAUGGUCAACUAAAUUCAGGGAAUCCUAUAAAUACUAUUAGAGGCUUAUGGAAGACCGGUAGCAGAGAAACCUGUUUGCUGAUCUCCUAAUUUAUUUGAUCAUGAAAUCCUUUUUUGCCUUGUGAUACCUCUGGUAAUACCUGGUAGAACACACUUUAGGAAAUGGUGAGAGUAGGAAACUUGGGCUUGAGUGGUGCCCCCUAGCGAUCACUUGAAGACAUACUAGCCCUUAGGUGUUUAUCAUUGAUCAUUGUUUGGCAGAACUGAACAUGGUGGUUUGCACUUGGGUUCUGGUGGCGCAGGCGCAGGAGCAGCCAGCUGUGGCAGCGCAUUAGUUUUGGCGCAAGCGAGCCUAUGCUGCAGGGUCACUUUUGACUGGUCAGAGAAGGAAUAAUGAUAUCACCUUCUUUCCCCCUCCCCAAUCUUUUUUUUUUCCCCUUUAAAAUUUUCCCCUUUCCCUUUACCUUCUUCCCCUCCCAUCUUCUUUCAUUAACCCCUCCUAAGGCCUGUUAUUUGAAAGCAAUUGAGACGCAACCAAACUUCGCAGUAGCUUGGAGUAAUCUUGGCUGUGUUUUCAAUGCACAAGGGGAGAUUUGGCUUGCAAUUCAUCACUUUGAAAAAGCUGUCACCCUUGAUCCAAAUUUUCUGGAUGCAUAUAUCAAUUUAGGAAAUGUCUUGAAAGAGGCACGUAUUUUUGACAGAGCUGUGGCUGCUUAUCUUCGCGCCCUAAGCUUGAGUCCAAAUCAUGCAGUGGUGCACGGCAACCUGGCUUGUGUGUACUAUGAGCAAGGCCUGAUAGAUCUGGCAAUAGAUACCUACAGGCGAGCUAUUGAACUGCAACCACAUUUCCCUGAUGCUUAUUGCAACCUAGCCAAUGCUCUCAAAGAGAAGGGCAGUGUUGCUGAAGCAGAGGAUUGUUAUAAUACCGCACUCCGUCUGUGUCCCACCCAUGCUGACUCUCUGAAUAAUCUAGCGAAUAUCAAGCGAGAACAGGGAAACAUUGAAGAGGCAGUUCGCUUGUAUCGUAAAGCAUUAGAAGUCUUCCCAGAGUUUGCUGCUGCCCAUUCAAAUUUAGCAAGUGUAUUGCAGCAGCAGGGAAAAUUGCAGGAAGCUCUGAUGCAUUAUAAGGAGGCUAUUCGAAUCAGUCCUACUUUUGCUGAUGCCUAUUCUAAUAUGGGAAAUACAUUGAAGGAGAUGCAGGAUGUUCAGGGAGCCUUGCAGUGUUAUACUCGUGCUAUCCAGAUUAACCCAGCAUUUGCAGAUGCUCAUAGCAAUCUGGCUUCCAUUCACAAGGAUUCAGGGAAUAUUCCAGAAGCAAUAGCUUCUUACCGUACAGCUCUGAAACUUAAGCCUGAUUUUCCUGAUGCUUAUUGUAACUUGGCUCAUUGCCUACAGAUUGUCUGUGAUUGGACAGACUAUGAUGAGCGCAUGAAGAAGUUGGUCAGUAUUGUAGCUGACCAGUUGGAGAAGAAUAGGUUGCCCUCCGUGCAUCCUCAUCAUAGUAUGCUGUAUCCUCUUUCUCAUGGCUUCAGGAAGGCCAUCGCUGAGAGGCAUGGGAACCUCUGUUUGGAUAAGAUUAAUGUCCUUCAUAAACCACCAUAUGAACAUCCAAAAGACUUGAAGCUCAGUGAUGGUCGACUGCGUGUAGGAUAUGUGAGUUCUGACUUUGGGAAUCAUCCUACUUCUCACCUGAUGCAGUCCAUUCCAGGCAUGCACAAUCCUGAUAAAUUUGAGGUAUUCUGUUAUGCCCUGAGUCCAGAUGAUGGCACGAACUUCCGAGUGAAGGUGAUGGCAGAAGCCAAUCAUUUCAUUGAUCUUUCUCAGAUUCCAUGCAAUGGAAAAGCAGCUGAUCGCAUCCAUCAGGAUGGAAUUCACAUCCUUGUGAAUAUGAAUGGUUAUACCAAGGGUGCACGAAAUGAGCUCUUUGCUCUUAGACCAGCUCCUAUUCAGGCGAUGUGGCUGGGAUACCCUGGGACUAGCGGUGCACUUUUCAUGGAUUAUAUAAUCACUGAUCAGGAAACAUCACCAGCAGAGGUUGCUGAGCAGUAUUCUGAGAAAUUGGCUUAUAUGCCCCAUACUUUCUUUAUUGGUGAUCAUGCUAAUAUGUUCCCUCACUUGAAGAAAAAAGCAGUCAUUGAUUUUAAGUCCAAUGGGCACAUUUACGACAAUCGGAUAGUUCUGAAUGGCAUCGACCUCAAAGCAUUUCUUGAUAGUCUACCAGAUGUGAAAAUUGUGAAGAUGAAAUGUCCUGAUGGAGGAGACAAUGCAGAUAGCAGUAACACGGCUCUUAAUAUGCCUGUCAUUCCUAUGAACACUAUUGCCGAAGCAGUUAUUGAAAUGAUAAAUAGAGGACAGAUUCAGAUAACGAUUAAUGGAUUUAGUAUUAGCAAUGGCUUGGCAACCACACAGAUUAACAACAAAGCUGCAACUGGAGAGGAGGUUCCCCGUACAAUUAUUGUAACUACCCGUUCUCAGUAUGGGUUGCCAGAAGAUGCCAUCGUGUACUGUAACUUCAAUCAGUUGUAUAAAAUUGAUCCAUCUACUUUGCAAAUGUGGGCAAAUAUUUUGAAGCGUGUUCCCAAUAGUGUGCUAUGGCUGCUGCGUUUCCCAGCAGUAGGAGAACCUAAUAUUCAGCAGUAUGCACAGAACAUGGGCCUUCCCCAGAACCGGAUCAUUUUUUCACCCGUUGCUCCUAAAGAAGAGCAUGUGAGGAGAGGCCAGCUGGCUGACGUCUGCCUGGAUACUCCGCUCUGUAAUGGACACACCACAGGGAUGGAUGUCCUCUGGGCAGGAACACCCAUGGUGACUAUGCCAGGAGAGACUCUUGCUUCUCGAGUUGCAGCUUCCCAGCUCACUUGCUUAGGUUGUCUUGAGCUUAUUGCUAAAAAUAGACAAGAAUAUGAAGACAUAGCUGUGAAACUGGGAACUGAUCUAGAAUACCUGAAGAAAAUUCGUGGCAAAGUCUGGAAGCAGAGAAUAUCUAGCCCUCUGUUCAACACCAAACAAUACACAAUGGAACUAGAGCGGCUCUACCUACAGAUGUGGGAGCAUUAUGCAGCUGGCAACAAGCCUGAUCACAUGAUCAAGCCUGUUGAAGUCACUGAGUCAGCCUAAAUAAAGACCGCACAGGAGAAUUGCCCUAUACCUGAGCCUCAACCUUCUGGGGGAAAGGGAACGAGCUAACACACUUUUUACUUAUCUGUCCAGCACCGUGUUGCAGAUGGGUGAUCUGUAAUGGUAAUAGAAUAGCACAGCCAAACUUGCUUCCUGCAUGAUAGGGAGAGACACAAGUGAUGGGAAACUGCUGUUCCACAAGGAAUCUCCAUAGAGUUUUUGCAGCAACCAGGUGGUGCAUAGGUCUGGAAGGUCUGAUCUCCCUUGGUCUUCCAUGGGAUGGUUAGUGUGGAGCGGAGAUAUAGAUUGUCCAGCCGUUUUGUGAUUCCACAGAUCGAUUGAGUCUUCUGGAUUAAUUUUUUUCUUUAUAUUUUGGAUAUUGGAGCUUUUAAAAAUGUUUGGUUUCAGGUAUUUUUAUUCAUGUGAAGUGUGUAUGAUUCUAUUGAGAUAAGGUUUUAAGCUAAAAUGUUGUUCCCUGUUUUAGUUUCUGAACUCUGACAGAUUAACGGGGACUUUGCUGGUGUAGUCUUUUUAUAGGUUUUAUAAACCACUUGAGCCUAUAUCAGUCGUUUUAGUGUCUGACCUGAUGUUUGGAGCUAUCAGUGCUUUGUUGAUUUAGAUGAUGACUCUUGAUUUUUUUUUUCUGGUCCAUCUCCUUCCUUCCAUCCUUAAAAAAAUCCUCCAAUAACUCAGCUGAUGAAACGAAGUCUGAUUCAAAACAUCCCAGAGAUUUUCCUGAACACGUCAUUUGGUGCCAAAUGAAAAUUCUUAGGAGUGAUUAUUAAUUAGGAGGGAUACAGUUGUGGUACUGUCAUUGGUAGUAACGUAGAUUUUUUUUUUUUGCCUAAUUUUGACAUAUUUCGCCAGUGUUUUACCCUUCACUGCCCCUUCUAUGCUGCUUCCAAAAGUGAUAGUGUGUGAUAAGAUUUUUACCUUCUUUUCUAAAGUUUGUUUUUUUUUUAAAGUGAGUCCUGUUCUUCCUAUUUCUUUCAGCAGAAAUGAAAUCCCAGGUAAGUAUAAGUAUUCAAAUAUUUGAUCAGUAAGUUGCAGUUAUCGCCAAUACAUAAUAUUUGGGAUAUUUAAUUGAAAUAAUUGAAACUUUAAUUGAAAGUCUUGUUAUUGAUAAAAAUCUCUGAAGGACCAUCUGUGUAUACAAGUAAUUAUUUUUCAGACCUUCUAGGGUAUUACAUAAUAAUUGUCUUCUGAACUUGGUCUUGAAGUCUGUAUGAAUUCAGCCUCAGUAAUAGUGAACUGCACUGCUACUUGGUUUGGAGUACAAAUUAGACUUUAGCCCUCCUGGAGCUUGAGUUCUUGGUAUUAAAAACCAUAGGAAUAAAAUUACUGAUUUUCAACAAAGGAUUGAGGGCUUGAGGCUUAAACAAGCCAACAUAUGAAAUACGUUUUGUCUUGCUGUACUGCACUUACGCUACCCAGUCACAGAUAAGUUUUGUCUGCUAGUAGUGUUCUAGAUUAUGUCUUUCCAAAGCGCUGAGGCAGUGCACCUAUUCUGUAGCUGCAGCCGUUGCCUGAAUGUAUUCUAGCUGACAAAUUACUGAAUAAGAACUUGAACUUCUGAAAGAUGAUUACUGCUAACCAAAUUCUGAGCAAGAAGCCUCAAAUGUAAUUCCGAAGCAGAAUUACAUGUCAAUGAACUGUGUACCCAUUAACAUUGUGAAUCAAGAAACAUCAGUUAAGGGAUUUCUUAAUUUAUUUUUUACCUGAUUGAGAGUUAAAGGUUGCCAGCAUGGUUGCAGAUACACUGAUGUUCGAAGUUGACCGAAUUACUUAACGUGGAAUAGGAUGAUAUACUUCCAAUGCCCUCGAGGCUGUAACCUGACAGCCGUCUUACAUAGCACAUCAUUCCUCCUAUAGGGAUGAACUUUUUCCUGGCACGAAAAGUAGCCGCUCUGGUUGAAGCUUUGCUUAUUGUAACAGGCUUUUAUUUCCAGGUAACAUGUCUGUGGAAGACUUAAUUCUGAAUAGAGAUAUAGAUAUUACUGGAAACUAAUUGUUUUUUCUAUUCUAUUCUGCUUUAUCAAAAAAGUAAAACAUUUAAAUUGUGCUACAGAAAUUCAGAUGUUGUCUUGCGAUCUUUAAACAAUAAAUGAAUGAUUUCCCCUUAA